Armigeres subalbatus is the source of this 3846-nucleotide messenger RNA. It is a transcript of the gene Rbp6, whose product is annotated as RNA-binding protein Musashi homolog Rbp6. The record is from RefSeq and is a predicted model, not a curated record. Gene Ontology annotation, molecular function: mRNA binding. Bases 51 to 1052 code for a protein of 333 amino acids. The transcript is spliced from 13 exons. Gene Ontology annotation, cellular component: cytoplasm. NCBI's taxonomy places the organism in Eukaryota, Metazoa, Arthropoda, Insecta, Diptera, Culicidae. Gene Ontology annotation, biological process: regulation of translation.
CAGAAAGCCUUAGAGAUUACUUUAGCAAAUUCGGAGAAAUCACAGAAGUAAUGGUGAUGAAGGACCCCACGACGAGGAGGUCAAGCUCGUCUGCGAUGGGAUUGGCUGACUCCUCUGCUCCCCUGUACUCGAGGCCAAGAGGGUUUGGCUUCAUCACAUUCGGCGACCCCGCCAGCGUAGACAAAGUAUUAGCACAUGGUACACACGAAUUAGAUGGUAAAAAGAUCGACCCCAAAGUAGCAUUUCCUAGGAGAGCACAUCCAAAGAUGGUGACGAGAACGAAGAAGAUAUUUGUGGGUGGUUUAUCAGCACCUACCACACUGGAGGACGUGAAAAGUUACUUCGAACAAUUUGGACCGAUUGAGGACGCUAUGCUGAUGUUCGACAAACAAACCAACCGACACAGAGGCUUCGGAUUCGUCACAUUUCAGAGCGAAGACGUAGUGGACAAAGUUUGCGAAAUCCACUUCCACGAAAUCAAUAACAAAAUGGUCGAAUGCAAAAAAGCCCAGCCCAAAGAAGUGAUGCUACCGGCGAACCUGGCGAAAACGCGCACCGCUGGACGUGGGACAUACGAUUUUAUGUGGUCGCUGGGGACUUUACCUGAUGGUUUCCCCGCCGCCGCAUACGCUGCGUACGCAGCCGGUCGUGGCUUCUCCGGCUAUCCGAGCUUCGGACUACCGUACCCCACAGUGGACAUCACGAACGGACAGUUGACACCAAACAAUAAUACCCCGCUGCUAACACAGGCUCUAUCAGACUUCACAGUGAUGAACAACUACCAGGCGGCAGCGGCCGCGGCAGCGCAAGGCUUCGGCACCCCAGCGUCCCCCCACACAACAACCGCGGCGCGGACCGCCGGCUUCACCAACACCAACUCGCCCGGACCGACGAUCGACAUGUACAGCUCGAGUGCGGCGGACAGCGUGGGAUACGUCCAGGCCACGAGUCCCCAGCCAUCCGGAUUCCCCGCUAUUGCCGUCAGCCGUGCGCCGCUGAAUUAUAGCCCGGGCCAACUGAUUCCCGCAGCGUUCACCAAUGGCUACCAUUGAAAUACACUAGCAAGCAAUAUAUGAUCACCAACGUCGUUAUUGUUUCGGAGCGGGGUAUAGUUUCCAUUUGUCCCAGACGGCGAAAGAAAGAGAUAGGAAGAGAGAGAGAGUGAGCAGCAGCAAACAUCAACAAUACAACCAGAACAAGAACAACAAGUAGCAACAACAAAGCCGCAAACCCGAAAACGCCGGUCGUGAUUGUAGCGUUGAUGUGUGACAAACAGCCAAAAUUAGAAUGGAUCGAACCAUCAGUCAGCCGAAACGUCAACCGCGACGACCACGUGGCAAGCCCCCCGUAUGUAUGAUUGUGUGCGUGUCCGCGUUGAAUUCUUCUCAUUUAUCAGUCGGCAACGCGUUUAGAUAUGUUUCUUGUUUUGGGCUGUCAACAUGACAGAAGUGAGGUAGAUUCUUCGAGUAAGAGAGAUUGGAUAAUAAGAAAAAAACAAUGGAGAACAUAAUCCCACCUUCGCAUUAGGCCAUGAGGACGUUGGGUUAGGAUAGAAAGGUGGGGGUUGAGGAUCUUUUUAGAUUUGUAGCAGUGCAUUGAUGAGGGCGUGUGUCUGGUAUGACGAGUUAGGGCGUAAUAGGUUAGAAUUUCAAAGGAAUGCAGAAAUAAAAUCAAGGGGACUAAGUAGUAGAUUCUAUGUGACAGAUCGGAGACGUCAAGCGGCUGAUGAAUUCUAUCGGAAACACAUUACACAAAAUGAUAAUAAUGCUAAAGGACAGGUUGAGAUAAACCGAUUCUAUGAAGAACUCUACUCACACAAACACACGUACAUAUAUUUUAGAUAAGCAAACAACCCAAACAACAAACAAAACAAAAACACAAAAAGUGCAUCAUUGUUUAAGAAGACGCUAUUGAGAAGCAAAAUGAGCUAAUUUGUUUCGAUAAAAUAUUUGUUAUUCUCUUUAUAUUUACUUAAUUUAAAUAAUUAACUACAAUUAUUAACUUAAAGUGUAAGCUGACGGAUAAAGCCGAAUGCUUUAAAAGAAACACAAUUAACAAAUAAAAAAAAGAAAACACAAAAAAAAACAAAAAAGGAACGAAUAGACGUCAAGGUCCGUUCACAAAAACAACACACACACAACAAUAAUUAAGCAAAACUUAUUACGUUUUCGUUUUUUGCUGCAAGCAAGCAUCUAUUAAGCAGAUAUGAUAAUUUUUACUUUUUAAAAGAAUAAAACAAAACUGUAAAGGUAAUUAGUGGGAGGAAGCAGAAAGGCUGGCACGAUGCCAGCUACAGAAGCUAGUGGUCUUAGGUAUAUAUAUUUAUUAAUAUGGAAAGGAGACAGGAACAUUUAACGAAUGGAAAGCUAACUUUUUUGCGCGCCUUGAGCAGCGUUCGUUUUUAGCACCUACUAUUCCUCAUUUUAAAUUGUAAAACAUUCGAAAUGCCAAGCGUAUUAGAAGUGUUCCCCCAAUGGACGGGCAAACUAGCAGCUUGGAAGGGUGUUCGUUGGGCUCUGGCAGCAAGCAAAGCUUAUAUCUCACUUUGAACUUGUUCUGAACAAUUUUUGAAACAGCAGCAGUUUUCUUUUUUAUUUCAAACGAGAAAAACAGGAAAAUACAAUAUAAUAUGAAUCACAAACGUCAAACAAACAUAGCAAACAUUGGCAAAUGGAAAGCAAAAUUGUGUACGAAAUUGAAACGAGAAAGCGAAAGCGAAGUAAAAUGGAAAAUGCAAUAAUAAUUGUUACUACAAGUAAUGCAGUAAGCAAAACAAAAAAUAAGAACGAGAACCAUCAUUAGAAAAGAAUUAAUUAAAAUUUAAAAAAUACAAGGAAAAUUGUGAACAGAUGAAUACUUUGGAUAUUUUUUACACUUGAAUGGUAAAAAGCAGCUAUCCAAAACAUACAAGAAUGAAAGAAGGAGAUAAAUUUAAUGAGAAUGUAAAUUAUUAUAAAUACAUGAAAUAUAUGAAUUAAACAAAGCGUAAUUCAAAGAAAGAAAGAAAAACAAAACUUAGUUAAAUAUAAAUUAUAUUGAAAUUUAAAUUAAAUAAAUAAAAUAAUACAAAUAUUUAAAACAAAUACUAUGAUAAUAAAAUAAUUAUAAAUUAAUUUUUAUCAUUCAGACAAACUCAUGAACAGAAGGAAAACAAGUGGAGAGAACCUGUACGUAAACCAAACAAACAUACACUGGAAAGCAAACCAAACAAACCAAAAUAUUUAAAUGUGCAGUCUGGAGAACACGGAUUUAUGUGAGUGAAUUAUUUCAAUUACGAUGAAACCAAAACAAACAAGAAACGAAUGUGAACACUAAGCAAAUUAUACUGAAAAAGUAAACACUAACAAGCACACCCUUUGUAGAAGAAGUAAUGAACCAGUGACAUUGAUGGUCCCUAUUAUUUUAGAAAAUCCUAUCCAAUCGGGAAGACCGGUGUCAGUUUGGAUAGAUCGACAGGAUUCUCUCAUUUUCACACAAACACAUCUACGUAAGAGAACAGCAGAAAUUAAGCAAACAAAGAUCACUCACAAUAACAAAUAAGCAAAACUUGGAAACAACCAGAAAUAUUUGAAAACCAUACCAACACACGAGCAAAGCCCAGUUUAUUAUUGUGAAUUAUUAUAACUAAACGCAAAGAGAAAAAUACGAUUAAUUACUGGAAGAACAGAAGAAAAUCAUCACAGCAAACAAAAACAACAAGUGUAAGCACGCACUGUCUAAGAGAUAAAAAUACGACAGAACGUGCAACCAAAACACAGCCAGAAGACGAGAGGAACGAAAUUGGAGCAAAAACAAAGAAAAAGAGGAGAAUAAUAAUUAAUUAACACACAUCAAGAAACAAACAAA